Limulus polyphemus (Atlantic horseshoe crab) is the source of this 2672-nucleotide messenger RNA. Its product is annotated as polycomb group RING finger protein 1-like. The transcript has 8 exons. Gene Ontology annotation, cellular component: PRC1 complex. The coding region runs from base 85 to 771 and encodes 228 amino acids. Gene Ontology annotation, molecular function: promoter-specific chromatin binding. Lineage: Eukaryota; Metazoa; Arthropoda; Merostomata; Xiphosura; Limulidae. The record is from RefSeq and is a predicted model, not a curated record. Gene Ontology annotation, biological process: negative regulation of transcription by RNA polymerase II.
UCUGUACGUCUACCGCUACACGUAGUGUUUAGUGGUUUUGUAAGGUGUUAAUUUAUAAGUUAGUCGUAAUGUAAUACUAAACUAAUGGAAGAGAAACUAAACAUCCGAAUUAGAGACCUGAACCCACACAUAGUUUGUAUACUAUGUGCUGGAUACUUCAUUGAUGCCACUACAAUCACAGAAUGUUUGCACACCUUUUGCAAGAGCUGCAUUGUCAAAUUUUUACAAACCAGCAAACACUGUCCCAUGUGCAAUAUUAAGGUUCAUGAAACUCAACCUCUCCUGAAUCUAAAAUCAGACAGGACUUUACAAGACAUUGUAUAUAAGAUUGUACCCUCUUUGUGGGAAAAUGAACUUAAACAAAGAGAAGACUUUGAAAAAAUGAGAGGUUUGACUGAGACAAAUACAGAAGGUUGUAAGGAAGAAGAAGAUAGUAACAAAGAAGAUGGUUUGUCUAACCAGCAUCUUUAUAUACACGAUGAGCUAGUUCAUGUUCAAGUAGAACCACUAAGAAAUGGCCCCAGUACAAGAGACCCUUUUAUUAGGGAUGGAAGACAGUAUGUUCGUUGUUCUGUACGGGCCCAGAUCUACCACUUAAAGAAGUUGAUUCGAAAAUUAUGGCCAGAAACAAUGAAUAAAGAGGUUGAAAUUGUGUGUAAUGGAAAAGUAAUGUCCGACCAUUAUUGUUUAAAGCGUGUUUGGUUAUCAUCAUGGAAAGAUAAGAACCCUCCGUUAGUGCUACAAUUUUACAUGAAAAAGAAGCCUCUGUGAUGAGUUGGUGCCUUCUAGUUUUGUUUAUCAAGUGACAUAUACUGAUUGAGAAGUCCUGCCUUAUUUCAGAGUAUUUAUGAGGAAUUACAAGACCAUCCAAUGAUCGUAUUACAUACAUAGAUAUAUGCAUGAUCUUGUACAUAGGAAAUAUUUAUUAGUCAAAUUUGUAAAUAUACUCUUCAAUGCCAGAACAUGUUAACCAUGACAAAUAAUAUUAACUUCAAAACAGCAUUCUUAGAACCUCGUUGAUUUUUUUGAAUUGUUAAGAUAAUGUUCCAUAAUAUUCAAUUUUUUUUAUAUCAAAAUUUAGGGAUACUUAAAGUACAGGUGUAUAGUCUUCAAAAGAUUUUUGUACAUAAUAAUUUUACCUCUACCAAAUUGAAAAAUUAAAGCAAUUUGUAGGUUUUAGUUUAUAUUAUUGGCUCUGUUAGCUAUCUGUUCAUGUUUUUGUAUAAUGCACUUUUCCAGUAUUUAAAACACUUUAUUCUGAUUCACCAACACUUUUCAGGUCAACAUUUUCAUUCUGGAAACUUAAGUCUUUUUCCAUGGUUUAAAAAAUAUAUGUAACUUGUAAUAUAUAUAUAAUCAAAUUAGCAAAGCAUUUAAAGUUUUUCUAUCUUUCUGUUUUAAACUUAUUUUUGUGAAGAGACUUCAUUUGAAUGCAAAGUUUUUUUUUGCUCUGUAAAUAUUGAAAACAGCAUCAAUUUAUGCUUUCAUUCACCUUCAAUGAUUUUGAGUGGCGUUUUAAAUUCUAAAAUUGCUUUUAAUACUAAUUUUGUCUUUUAAGUGGUAGACUUCUAAUCAUGAAGAUGUUUUAAUACUCUCUUUGCAGAAAAUUUGACCAUAUUGUUUGAACUCCUUUGCUAUGACAAUGAAUGUUAUAAAAAAAUGAAAAACAUGGAUAAAAGAAAUUCACAAUUUUUUCUACUUGCUGUCGUUUUUAGUGUGCUCUAAUAUGUUAAAUUGUUAUUUACAUUUUAUGAUAUUUAAAAAACUGUUUAUCAGUAUUUUUAGUUGUUGAUUAUAUUGAUGGUUGGUAAAACAUAUUUGAAAUGUUUUUAGAAACAGGUCAAAUUUUUCUUGAGUGCAAUGUAAGAACACAUUUCUGUAGAAGCUUUAUCAAAAUUUGUUAGGUCUUCCUGUUACCUUGUGCAGGUGUCAAACAUCUUUUUACCUUUUAGAUAUGUUAAUAGCAUAUUUACAAAGUAAUUAGAAUUAAUUUUUCUUUUGUUAUUAUUCCUUGUGUUUUUUUUUUCUUGUUCCAAAUUGUCUUCAAAAGUUUAAUGUCUGUUAUUUUCUUUAAUCCAAGAUAAAUAUUUGUUAUUCUUCAAAGAUGUGUUCUUAUAGAAAGGUUGCAUUUUUUUGACAUUCUAUUUAACUUUUUUUGUUGUAUUUUAUACAUAUAUGUUGAAACAGGGUUGCACUUGUUAUGCAAUUUAUUCAACCAGGUAAAGUUUCACUCAAACUGAAACCAAUAGAAAAUUAAUAUAACUUGUAUUAAAUGCUUUAUUUUUUUGUACAGAAUGUUUCAAAAAUAUUGAACCACACAAAUUACAUAUGACAUACAAAAAUCCUAAACUGACAGUCUUGUACUGUUUUUUGUUAUUUUUAUUUUUUAGUAAAACAAAUACUACAUGCAAAAACAAAGUUCAUAGUGGAAUAACAAUUGGUCAAGAAAAAUGUGAUAUUGCUAGUAAGGUGUACAUAGUUUUGAAACACACUGUAUUUGCUUAAAACAUUUUUAUUGUGAUACCUGUUACAUAGGAGUAGUACUGUGUUUUAGAAUCAUUUUAAUGGGAUGUCUAUACAAUGUUCAUGUCAAGUUGGUUAUUGAAAGUUUAAUUAAAAUGAUGUUUUAUUGAUGGUAGUGUUGUCAAAAAUAAAUUAAUUUUUUGCUUAUA